Molecule: messenger RNA, 1505 nt
Organism: Carcharodon carcharias (great white shark)
Lineage: Eukaryota; Metazoa; Chordata; Chondrichthyes; Lamniformes; Lamnidae
Product: tumor necrosis factor receptor superfamily member 3-like
Exons: 9
Coding region: 283-1236 (317 amino acids)
Biological process (GO): positive regulation of bone resorption; ossification; multinuclear osteoclast differentiation
Cellular component (GO): external side of plasma membrane
Molecular function (GO): tumor necrosis factor receptor activity; cytokine binding
Source: RefSeq, a predicted model, not a curated record
CCUCUGGCAACCGUUCUUAAAGAGUGCUCUGUAACCAUCAGAACAAAUACUGCCAUACAGAAAGAGAAUGAGUGCAGUUAUAAGAUCAGGACGUGUUCGAGGGGACAGGACACUCAAUGUGGCGAAUGUGAUGCUGGUUCCUACACCGAGGUCUGGAAUUUCAUCAGUGGCUGUCACUCCUGUCGAGGGCCAUGUAAAGCAGAAUUCGGGCUGAUUCAGCUCCAGAACUGUACAAAGCAGACGAAGAGAAAGUGUGUAUGCAGGCCGGGAACCUACUGCAAGAUGGGCAUGGAUGAGAGUGACACAACUUGCAGCAACUGUGUACCUCACAGUCCCUGCCCACCCGGACAAGGGGUCAAGAUGCCAGGUAAUUAUAGCGCUAACACUGUUUGCGCCGUCUGCACAGAGGGAACAUUCUCCAACGUCACAUCAGAUACACAGAGGUGUCAGCCACACACCGACUGUUCGGCUCGGGGAGGAUUCACUGCCAAACAUGGCAACUCGACUACAGACACCGAGUGCCAAACCCGUCUGAAUGGUCCGCUGGGCAGGUCUGGAGAAAGUGACACGGGCCCCACCUCCAUCCCUCUGCUCAUCCUCUGCGCCCUCCUGUUCCUCAGCGUAGUCACCAUCAGCCUCUGCCUCCUGCGGGGACUGGGAAAGCAGGGGCCGCUGCAUCUCAGCUGCUUCAAGAAGGUGUUCAAAAGCUGCAUCUCGGACCCAGAGGCUCAGACAACUGAGGGAAGCUGUCCUGAUUCUCUCCGGGCGGAGCAGCUCCUGUCCACAUCGGAGAGUCCGGAGCGGCAGGCUGUGCCGGCUAACUUCCCCUCACAACCUCUGGAGUCGGAGAUCCUACAGGAACGCGUCUGCGACCAGGAUACAGCUUCCAGCGUGAGCUCUGUGCAGCCGGGGCACAGUCCGAGUCGGAACAGGGAAGAGGGUCCAGGUCCAAGCAGCCAGACAGCAGGAAUACCAGAAAAAGACGCGGACAAAUCAACGGGAAUAAUCGGUCCGGUCUUCAUCUACAACCCAUCCCGAGUGUAUGUGGGGGUGAUCAGCAACCGAUGGGCAUCGCAACGCAGCCUGCCAGCCUCGGAGGACACUGGGUCCAGUGAAGGGAGUCUCCGCUAUCCGCAGGAGGAACAGGGUACAGCGGAGAGGGAGAGCGGGACCCUCCCCGAGCAGGAAUGUGGGAAGGAGAGCCACCUUCCCGAGUCUGUAGCCAAGGAAGCCUAGGCUCCCAGCUCACCACCUCCCUACCCACCCCCCACGUACCCACAAACCCUUCCCCCCCCCACCCCACCCCUCCCACCCCCACCGAGGGCAAUUGGAGCCAGGCAGAAGCACUUUCCAGUCUUCAUUGACGGGCUCUGCACAUCCUGAGUGUUCCCUCGGCACUGAUCCUCCGACAGUGCGGCUCUCCCUCAGUACUGACCCUCCGACAGUGCGGCUCUCCCUCAGUACUGACCCUCCGACAGUGCGGCUCUCCCUCAGUACUGACCCUC